This is a messenger RNA of Clonostachys byssicola, 1356 nucleotides long. The record is from the annotation of a GenBank genome assembly. Lineage: Eukaryota; Fungi; Ascomycota; Sordariomycetes; Hypocreales; Bionectriaceae.
AUGUACUCCAUCCCGUGGGUGGCGCUGCUGAUAGUGCCUCCCUUUCUCUUGACAGCGAAGUACGUCUACAGACUGCUACUGAGUCCGUUAUCCUCCUUCCCAGGUCCUCGCUUCGCGGCUUGCUCCAAGCUCUUUGAAGCCUACCACGUCCUCAUCAAAAACGACUGGCUGGAGACGCUCGAAGCGCUUCAUCAAGAACACGGGUCUGUUAUCCGAAUCGGCCCAAACGAAAUCCAUUUCUCUGAUCACCAGUUCUGCCUACAACACCAUAAGCGAGCCGACCUGUACAAAUGUGACAAUUACUAUGGCAUUUUGAGCUAUCUCCUGGGUGGAUUUGCCGACCCAGCCCACCAUAAGAACCGCAAGGCCAUUAUUCAACCUUUGUUUAGUGGUCGAACACUGGCUGAUUUCUCCGAUUCGGGCAUGAGUGCUCACCUGGACACAUUGGUGGAUCGACUUUCUAAAUCCAGCAAUGACACAGUCAACAUAACCCACACUCUUUGGGCCUUCACCACCGAUGUGAUGAUGACCUAUGUCCUCGGUAUUGAUCCUGGAUAUCUGAAGUCUGAGGACCUGAAAGGUGUACACGACUCUACCCGAGCUUUCAGUGCAAUCGACUUGGCUACGGUUCUCCGAUCGAUGCCACCAUUGAAGAUGGUAUUCGACUGCAUCCCGUCACUGCGUUGCUUCUCUCCACUGGGCUGGAUCGACCAGAAAAUUAGUAACAAUCUGGAACUCAUCAAGUCGAACUCCGUUCACAAGAAGACUGAAAAGUCCGUGCUAGCUAUCCUUUCUCAGCAAUUGCCCGAAGAACGCGUCCUCAUCCACGAGCUUGCUCAAGCAGUGUUCAUUGGAAAUGAAUCCCUCUUGAGUAACCUGACCGUCCUACUGCAUCACUUGAUCAAAAACCCCGAGUGUAUCGGUCGUAUACGGGCUGAGCUUGAUGAGCUUGACGUCGGCUUAUACGGGCAUCGCAUCUGGCGUGACCCCAAGGUCAUUCGUCUCAAGUACCUCACAAGUCUCAGCUUCACACUCAAGCUCCUGGAGCACGAUCCCACACUGUAUCCUGAACCGCUCAAAUUUAAGCCAGAGCGUUGGCUAGAGACCAAUCCCGAUUCUUCGGCCAUGAAAAGAUCGUCUGUAACGUUUGGAACCGGUACCCGGACGUGUCUGGGCCAAUUCAUCGCCCAACAAGUUCUUCGGAGGACUGUGGCGGCGCUCGUGUACAUCUUUAGCAUGUCGUUCGCUGACGAAUUGGCUGACGAGAGGGGAGGUUACACAUACCUCAACACCUACCCCAAGAAGGGCCACGAAGGUUACCUAAGGCUUCAUUUUACCCCUAGAUUUAGCUCCUGA